Messenger RNA from Centruroides sculpturatus (bark scorpion), 544 nucleotides. Its product is annotated as zinc finger protein 593-like. The coding region runs from base 98 to 487 and encodes 129 amino acids. The record is from RefSeq and is a predicted model, not a curated record. The transcript is spliced from 3 exons. Lineage: Eukaryota; Metazoa; Arthropoda; Arachnida; Scorpiones; Buthidae. Gene Ontology annotation, molecular function: zinc ion binding; nucleic acid binding.
GGUUGGCAACACUUUAAUAAACUAUGCAUGUUGAACUUGUGUUGAGGUCUUUCGUGUUUGUUAGUGACAAUAAUUUACUUGAUUAAAAGCUUUGGUUAUGGGGCGUUACGCUAGGAAAAAGAACAAUCGAGGUUAUACUGCUCUUCAUAAAAAGUGUAAGACAAAAAGAAGAAAGAAGGAUCUGGAUGAAAUUCAUAGCGAUAUGAAAAAUGCCGCGAAAAUGUUAAAACAGGAGAUUGAUCACGAUCAAGUUGGAAAUGCCCAAUUUUACUGUCUUCACUGUGCGAGAUAUUUUAUUGACAAUGAAACACUUACCAAGCAUUUUCGUUCAAAAGUGCAUAAAAGAAGGCUGAAAGCUUUAGAAGUAGAACCAUAUUCUCAGGAAGAAGCAGAAGCUGCUGCAGGCAUGGGUAAUUACGUUCAGCUUAAAACAAGAAAAGUGGAAACGCAACCAAAUGUUAAGUCUGAAGCAAUGUGUACUACUUAAAAAAGAUUUAUUGAUUUGUAAAUAAAUACAUUAAUUCUAUUCCUGAUCUAAUUUAAU